Molecule: messenger RNA, 1188 nt
Organism: Hypanus sabinus (Atlantic stingray)
Lineage: Eukaryota; Metazoa; Chordata; Chondrichthyes; Myliobatiformes; Dasyatidae
Gene: smim7
Product: small integral membrane protein 7
Exons: 5
Coding region: 223-450 (75 amino acids)
Source: RefSeq, a predicted model, not a curated record
UCACUUCCUGGUAACUCUGCCCCACAAUCCUGCGGGUCCCUCCUGGCUUGGGGCGGAGGGGUAACUAACCUUCCCGGAUGCUGCAAAUCCACUGACUUGUCCUCUUUCUGACGGAGGGACCCACUGUGCAUGGAUGCUGCCUGAGCUGCGUUGAGUGCGGUGCUUCUCUGGCGAUUUACCUCAUUGCUCAGCUGAAGCGAUUUCGAUUGGAGACCGACCAAGAUGAUCGGAGACUUUCUCUUGUUCGGCACCUUGCUGAUGAAUGCAGGAGCUGUGUUGAACUUCAAACUAAAGAGAAAAGAACUGCAAGGUUUUGGUGAAGAUGGACGACAGCUGACGACAGGUGAUAACAUAAGAGAAUUUCUGCUGAGUCUGCGUUACUUCCGGAUCUUCAUUGCCCUGUGGAAUAUCUUCAUGAUGUUCUGUAUGAUUGUGCUCUUUGGAUCUUGAAAGUUAUUAAUGCCUUGGAAAGAAGCAAACCUGGGACCUUCUGUAUUUGGAUACUUUGUCAUUUCUUUGCUUCAUAAAUUACAAUUUUUUCUCUAGAUCAACCCUGAGGUUCGAGCAUGUUUUAGAGUUACACAUGCCCAAGGUCCAGUUCUACAACAGAAAUCAGUUUGACAUUAUCAAUCAAAAGGAAUAUCUAUCCAGAGUUUUCCCACCUUCUUUAGACAGGUAAUUUGUUCAGGAAAUUCCCAAACACUUUAACACUGCAGAGUUGAAAAUGCAGAUUACUGCAUCAUAUUCACAUUGUGUUCUUUUGGGAUCAUGCCAGAGACAAACUGAUGCAGGUCUAAAAUGUCAGCCCUGACACAUUGGAAAUUUGCCAGAAGAAAAAAUAUUUUGAAUAUUAAAAUUUUACUUAAUGGAUAAAAGAAUGCCCUUGCUUUUUUUUUGGAAAUGAAUUUAAAAAACGGUAUGGUUAGGAUUGAACAUUUUAUGCAGUUAACUAGUACUAGCAAUUGAAGUUGAUAUCCAACUGGACUUCACAUGAGCUGUAUACAAGAAUAAAUCAGCCAGUGUGGAAAGUACUGUACCUACCAGUAUCAAUGACUUUAUAUGGUUCAGAAAUAACAGCUGACCCACAGGCUUUGUAAAUGCUGGAGAUGAGAUUUUUCUCUUUUUACACAAUGUUAAAUCCAUGCUCAUCUGUAAUUUGCACAUAAAAUAAAUCUUUUCUCAGUUCCA